AUGGUUGAAGAACAAAUUUUUGGUCACUGUCUUCAUCACUGGACUGGCCUUGCAGUUCAGACAAAUUUCUAUCAAUAUCAUGUGAUCUAUCAUGUUCCUUCCUUAGUUCGUCUGUUGACACUGAAAAAUUAUCCAAAAAUUGAGAUCAUGGGACCUACUGGUAGAAACAGCCUCCCCUCAACAAGCAACAAAGCUUUUGGCAAUGAAGACUCUUGGAGAUAUGGGAGUUUCAGUCACACCACACCACACAGAAGUUUAAACUCAUCACGUGGUGUGAUAUCUGAAGAUGAUUCAGAUAUUCAGAUCAAGGUGUUGCUGCUGUCCAACGCAUCUCCAUUCAUCGCAUCACCAACUAAACAUCUAAUUCUCGUGUUUGAGAAGCUGACAUUGCCAUCCUUAAUUACAGGAUACCUGUGCUGCCCAGUUUGUCCAUAUAUUCCAAAUCUGCUGCAUUGCUUUAAAUGCCAGCAGUUUGGACAUUCCCAGACCUCCUGCUGA
Molecule: messenger RNA, 498 nt
Organism: Centruroides sculpturatus (bark scorpion)
Lineage: Eukaryota; Metazoa; Arthropoda; Arachnida; Scorpiones; Buthidae
Exons: 1
Coding region: 1-498 (165 amino acids)
Source: RefSeq, a predicted model, not a curated record